Kluyveromyces lactis is the source of this 1152-nucleotide messenger RNA. RefSeq names its product Okp1p (gene OKP1). The record is from RefSeq and is a predicted model, not a curated record. The transcript has a single exon. The coding region runs from base 1 to 1152 and encodes 383 amino acids. Lineage: Eukaryota; Fungi; Ascomycota; Saccharomycetes; Saccharomycetales; Saccharomycetaceae.
AUGUCCAAACGAUACUUGGAUGAUGUGUUAUCACCUGACACUGGAACUAGCGAUAGUGACUCUUCUAUCGAAAAUCUAAAUGCUGAUAAUUAUAGAAUAGACAUCGUUAAUGACAAUGCAAGACGCGAUGACAUUGAUAGAAUACAGAGUUCAAAUCUUAACCAUGAGCCGCCGUAUAAUCUAGAAGGUGUAUUUGCAAUAGAUGAUGACGAACAUGGUGACGAAAUGGUACGAAAGGACUCAGAUCGCAGGCAGGACAUAACAGAAGAUAAUGAUGAUUCUUUCGUUCCCGAUAUAACUACACCUCCAAGAGAACGCAAGCGCGUACGAUUCGGCAUCAAUGAAAAGGGUGGCGAUGAAGAAUUCAAUAAUGUCAGCCCAUGGGAUUUCAAGCGGCUGAUACGGAAGUUUUACAAAGAACAGUUGCCAGAUACAUACCAGAUAAGAAAUUGGAAAAGACCUUCAAAGGAUAUGUUAACCAAUUUCAUCGAUUUGAUUGAAAACAAUAUAGAAUUGGCCUCUGAGGAAGUAUUCAAGCAAUACCACCAAGAAUUGAAUCAAUUAUAUCCUGAUAGCGAAGAACAGGCUAAGUUGAAGGAUAGCCUUGAGAAUAAAGUUUUCGAUACCACAUAUAAUAUAAAGAAGAGGUUAAAGAGGACAAAAGUACCAUCAAAAAUCUGGGUGGAUAACUUGAAUAUGGAAUAUAUCUAUGCGAAAGGUGAAUCAAUCAAGAAAAGAUACAAGUCAGAAUUGGACAGAGCUGAGGCAAUUGAGAGGCAAUUGAUUAGAGAAGAAGAACAUCUAAAAUCUCUGCAAGAAAAAGGUGAAACUCAGGCCAAAAAACGAAAACAAGUCUUGAGUAAGGAAUUAUCCGAGCUUUCAAAAACCAUGCAUCCAUCAUUAUCAGUAGCGUUGUCGAACACUUUUGGUUUGAUAAAAGACGAUAAAAUGUCAAACGAGAUCUAUCAGCAAGAUAAAAUAGAUUUCAAUCUAAAACUUAAGACUGAUUUCUCAAAACCUCUCAUAUCUGAAAAGGAAGAGAACUCCCUUAACGGUUUAACGAAUGCAAUGGAUAAUAAUAGAGAACUUGUUAAUGAAAUCUUUGGGAAAAUAUCGGCCCUUUUACAACCAAAAAAGAACAGCAAUGAGUAG